GAACCAAGCUCUGAGGGAAAAAGAAACGGCCACCGUGACUUGACCUGCCAAAGCACCCAGUUUUUUGCCUUCCGCCCGUUUUCAAGACACGCAUAUUGUCCUUUUGUUCAAACGCGUGGCAAUUUUUUUUGUUGCAGCUAAACCACCAUGUCCGAUCUCAUGGACGUUUCUUGCAAAUCGCGAGAUAACCAGCACGCUUCUUCCGAUACCACUAAAGUCGCCUCUAUCGCCGAGAGAACAGAAGCUUUAUCCGUACCCGAUGUCAAUGCCAUGCACGACUAUAUCUCUCAAUUCUUCAAAGACGGCAAGAUCGUAUUCCAAGAACCCAAGUUACGUCCCGAAAACCAUGUGGAGAUCAACGCAAAAAUUGUAAGAUUUCGACAAUUACGCCUCUCUCUUGAACAACGCGCUAUUACCGAAGGAGACAAUUUGUCACAGAUAUCAGCAGAAUACUAUGAUCUUGUAGCCGCUUUGGUACAAGACAGUGAUGAAUCGUUGUCUGUACUUACCAUGCGACUUAACGAUCUACUAUCGCCAUUUAAUAGAUAUGAAGAAGCGGCCGAUUGUUAUUCCGAGUGGAUUGAACGCACUAUUAAGCAGGUGGCGCAUCGAGAACGAUAUGGAUUACAGGCGUCAAUACUGAACGAUUUGGAGGGUGCACCGGCGACUGUACCACUGAAUUUAUCCGUUUUUCGCUGGGAAAGCAAAAAUAUCUCCAUAUUUCCUCAAGAUUUGCAAACAGCCAUUGAAAUGAGACGUUAUGCCCGAAGAAGGAUGACCGAAACAGUAAUGAAUGUGUUUCAUUCAUUGCCCGCAGAGCAGCAAAUUUCAUUAUUAAAUACAAAGCAUCGUAAGCCACAUUUCACCGUAACCAAAGAACGAGUAGAUGAACUGGUGGUAGAUGAAGCGCGGAAAGCAGCAGAAGAAGCAGAAAAGGAAGAAAAGCGCAAGAAAAAGGUAAAGCUAUAUGGAUCAACGGUGCAUACGUGUGACACGGAUGCAUUUACGAGCUUGGUCAUUGUUCUUUAGGAAGAGGAGAAACGAAGGCGGGAAGAAGAACGCAAAAAACGAGAAGAGGAAAAACGGGUGCGUGAUGAGGAACGUAAGAAGCGAGAAGAAGAAAAACGACUUCGAGAAGAAGAGCGAAAAAGACGAGAAGAUGAAAAAAAGAAGAA
Radiomyces spectabilis is the source of this 1175-nucleotide messenger RNA. RefSeq lists its product as uncharacterized. Bases 148 to 1029 code for a protein of 293 amino acids. The transcript is spliced from 10 exons. NCBI's taxonomy places the organism in Eukaryota, Fungi, Mucoromycota, Mucoromycetes, Mucorales, Radiomycetaceae. The record is from RefSeq and is a predicted model, not a curated record.